UCAAAUUGUGUAUUUGACAAUGUUGACAUGUUAUUAUUUUGUUUGAUUUUCUUAUCUGACUGAAAGUUUUUGUAAUAUACGCAGUACGCACAUGUAAUAAAUCUUCAUUUCAACUACAAUGGCGUGCACAAGCACACUUGAUUUGGGAUAUCCGAAAGUUCUAGUGCUGGAUGGUGGUUUCUCCUCGCAACUGUCCGUCCAUGUCGGUAAGACCGCUGACGGUGACCCUCUCUGGAGCGCUCGUUAUCUACAAACACAUCCAGAAGCAGUGUACAACACACACUUAGACUUCCUGCGAGCCGGUGCCGACUGCAUUUCAACGAAUACAUAUCAAGCGUCAGUUGGUGGAUUUGUGAAACAUCUCGGCGUGACUCCUGAGCAGGGCCUCGCACUCAUUCGAAGCGCUGUGGAACUGGCUAAACGCGCUCGCGAUACCUACCUUGAAGAAUGCCUACGAAAAGGAACGUCUACUCGCACACCUCUCGUCAUAGGCUCAGUUGGACCUUACGGAGCGCAUCUACACGAUGGGUCUGAGUACGAUGGUCACUACGCGGAUCGCACAUCCCCUGAAACCAUACGAGAGUGGCACACCCCACGUAUUAAGGCUCUAAUUGAUGCUGGAGUAGACCUCUUAGCUAUAGAGACCAUCCCUUGUCAGAUAGAAGCUGAGGUUUUGGUUGAAAUGUUGAAAGAGUAUCCAAACAUUAAAGCUUGGCUAUCCUUCAGUGUCACAGAUGAGACUAGUGUUGCUCAUGGUGAGAAUUUUCAAAUGGCAGCUAAAAAGUGUUGGGAUUUAAAUCCAAACCAAUUAGUUGCCAUUGGUGCUAACUGUUGUUCUCCAAAACUGAUUGCCAAGUUGUUCGAGGGUAUCAAUAAUGAUAGACCGCAUGCUCCUAUUCCGUUAAUAACAUAUCCAAAUUCAGGAGAAAAGUACAGUGUACAACUAGGGUGGAUUGAAGGCGACAUAUGUGAUAGGAUUGAUUCAUUUGUGCCUGGCUGGCUGGACUUGGGAGUUAGUUAUGUGGGUGGGUGCUGCAGAACUUAUGCAGCUGAUAUUGCCCAUAUACGCACCCAGGUGGAUCGCUGGCUGAAUCAAAAAAAAAUUAAUGUUUAAUAAAUCACAUUAAGCCUGCAUUACUCUGCCUUAAGCCUUUGUAUUACUUGCUUCACUUAUUUUUUUCACUCAUAUUUUGUCACUAUAAUUUUAUUGCCUACUCUAUUUAUAUAUUUUAGCUAUAGUUUACUAAAGUGCUGUAAGAAGGUUGUGAGUCCCUAAUAUUUGAGAUAAGGAUUGGUAUUGGAAUUAAUUAAAUCUUAAUAUUAAGAAGGUUAACUGUUUGUACAAAAAAAAAUAAGCCUUUAAAAAGCUUUUGCUGAAUUCCAGAGAAUUUUCGGUUUGUCAGUGAAGAAGAAAGAAAGAGAUGAUAAGUUAAAAAAUCUAAUCAAGGAAAAUGAAAAGCUGAGGGAACAGAAUCUUAAAUUGACAUUUGAUAUGUCCAA
Ostrinia furnacalis (Asian corn borer) is the source of this 1500-nucleotide messenger RNA. RefSeq names its product homocysteine S-methyltransferase. The transcript has a single exon. The record is from RefSeq and is a predicted model, not a curated record. NCBI's taxonomy places the organism in Eukaryota, Metazoa, Arthropoda, Insecta, Lepidoptera, Crambidae. Bases 119 to 1114 code for a protein of 331 amino acids. Gene Ontology annotation, molecular function: S-adenosylmethionine-homocysteine S-methyltransferase activity; zinc ion binding. Gene Ontology annotation, biological process: S-methylmethionine cycle.